AUGACUUCAAGUUAUGUAAAGUAUGCACAAUUAAUAAAAGGAACAAGCAGCUAUGCUCGCCGAAUGAAAACGUUAUCCGAUAGAAUAUUUGGAGAAGUCGCAACACCGACAAAUCCAAGCUCCAUGAAGGUUGUUAAAAUAUUUUCUUCUCGACCUCUUCAUACUAAUGAAGAAAUAGUACAUUAUUACCCUCGUCAUAUAGAAACACAUGCCCUAAUGUUGAAGCUGCGAGAGUAUGGUUUGUUCAGAGAUGAACAUCAGGACUUUGUAGAAGAAAUGAAACGCCUGAGGGCUCUCCGAGGGAAGGUAAAAGUAUGGAAACGCCACAUGAACACGGAGAAGGAGUAG
Pieris macdunnoughi is the source of this 348-nucleotide messenger RNA. Lineage: Eukaryota; Metazoa; Arthropoda; Insecta; Lepidoptera; Pieridae. The record is from the annotation of a GenBank genome assembly.